This is a messenger RNA of Stylonychia lemnae, 3657 nucleotides long. Lineage: Eukaryota; Ciliophora; Spirotrichea; Sporadotrichida; Oxytrichidae. The record is from the annotation of a GenBank genome assembly.
AUGCUCAGCAAGGAAUUAAUGAAGGAGCUCGGGGUGACGAACAUGAAGGAGCUCAUAACUGUUAAGAAGACUGGAUCAGGAGAUUUGAAAAAGACAUCAGCCAAGCAAAAAGAAAGAGAGAAGAAAAAGUUGAGAAAGCUACUUGAAAAGAAGCAGAAGCAAGACAAAAUGAAGAAUAUUUUGCAGAGUCUCUCAGAUCAUAAGGAUGACAUAAAAGUCUCUGAUUAUGACAAGCUCAAGAGUUCCAGACUAUUAGGGCAAAAGGAUCGAAAGCCAUCAAUGGAUAGAAAGCCCUCUUAAAAUCAAGAGAUUGAAUAGAAUGAAGAGGAGAUUGAAGAAGUAGAGGUGUAUCAGAGUGAAAUUAUCAAUGCCAAUUCAAAGCCAAUAAUUGAUACUUAGGUGAAGUAGAAAGUAGAGGAAGAUUUUCAAAAUAUGAAGGAUGUGAUUAGGCAGCUUAAGAGAUAGAUCUAGGAAGAUAUCGAUAAGAACUAGGUUGAUUCAGACGAAGAGUAGAAGCGGGAGAUGAAGGAUUAUGAUAAAAAGCUGACAUUAAUAAACAAAAAGGAUAAAUUGCAUUUCACUCAAGAUAGCAGCAAGAAGUUAGAUGAAAUAGAAACAUUUAAAACAGAUGAUAAAGACAAUAAAAAGGAAAACCAACUGCCUAUUUUAUAUCAUGAAAGAGAAAUAAUGGAGAGUGUAGAAAACUAGAUAGUGACCAUAGUCUGCGGAGAGACAGGAAGUGGUAAAUCUACGCAAAUUCCUCAGUUUAUUCUAAACUCUAAUAUGCAUAAUAGUUGGAAAUACAGAAACUCCCAUGGCAAGCUGCUUGUUGGUAUAACUCAGCCAAGAAGGGUGGCCGCUGUAAGUUUAGCAAAGCGUGUCUCUGAUGAGAUCGGCAAGAUACUAGGUGAAGAAGUUGGUUAUUAAAUCAGAUAUGACUCUGAAUUCUUCUCCAGAGAAAAGACCGCCAUUAAGUUUAUGACAGACGGAAUCCUUCUUAAGGAAAUUGAGCAGGAUUUUCUACUCAAGCACUACUCUGUAAUAAUAAUCGAUGAGGCUCAUGAAAGAAGUCUUAACUCAGAUAUACUCGUCAGUUUAUUGACUAGGAUUGCUUAAGCCAGAUGUGAUUUAGCUUUUAAGGAAAGAGAGCAGGAUAAAUAUGAGACCACUCCUUUAAGAUUAGUGAUCAUGAGUGCCACACUUAGAGUCGAAGACUUCAGAGAAAACAAAAGAUUGUUCCCUGAAAAAAUUCCCUAAGUUAUAAAGGUAGAAGCAAGAUAGUAUCCAGUUAGCAUGCAUUAUAAUAAAGUGACUAAGGAUGAUUACAUUGAAGAGGCUUAUAGAAAGAUAGUCAAAAUACAUAAGAAUCUUCCUUCUGGUGGUAUUCUUGUGUUUGUAACUGGUAAAAAGGAGAUUAUGUAUCUUUGCAGAAGAAUUCAAAUGGAACUAAACAAGAAUAUAGAUAAGAUAAGUGGAUAAAAGAGAUAAAGAUCUGAAUCUUAGUAGUCUGAAGAGUUAUUUGAAGAUUAUAGCAUGUAUGAUCAUGAAGAAAAGGAAAAUUUGAAGGUUUAAGUCAUGCCACUCUAUUCUUAGUUAAAUCCAGACAAGCAGUAUAAGGUCUUUUAAAAUCCUAAGCCAGGCCAUAGAUUGAUUGUAGUUUCAACAAACGUGGCUGAGACAUCAGUUACCAUUCCUAAUAUCAGAUAUGUGGUAGAUACUGGAAGAGCUAAAGAGAAAAUAUUUGAUAAGAGACUAUAGCUUUCACAGUUCAGAGUUGAGUGGAUCUCCUAAGCAUCAGCUGAAUAAAGAGCUGGAAGAGCAGGUAGAACCGGUCCAGGUCAUUGCUAUAGACUGUAUUCAAGUGCCUUGUUUUCUAAGUUAGAGAAGUACAGUGAACCUGAGAUUAUGAAAACUCCUUUAGAACAGACAUUACUCUAACUGAAGUCUAUGGGUGUUGAGGAUCUUAUAAGAUUUCCUUAUGUAACAAAGCCACCUACUAUCGCUAUAAAGGCAGCAAUUAGGUAGUUGUGUAUUUUGGGUGCCUUAGAUAUUGAUCAGAAGCAACUGAUUAAUACUAAGCAAAUGGAAAUUGAAGAUUUCAUUUAAAGUGGAAGAGAUACCUUUUAGACCUGGGCCAAAGAUCCAACUACAAUUAAUGAUCUAGGACUGCUCCUGUCCAAGAUUCCCAUAUCGCCCAAAUACGCUAAAAUGCUAGUUGUAAGUGCCAAGUAUGGUCUGUUGAGAUAUGCUAUAAUGAUUGUAGCCUGCAUGAGUGUAGCUGAAAUAUUUGUGCCUAUGGAUUUCAAGGAGACAGACAUAGUUAAUGAUUAAAGUGACGAGGACGAUAAGUAGUUAAAUCAAGAUAGAGACCUUGUUACUUCAAUAGAUGUCUAGAAAAAAGAAGACAGACAGAAGCAUCUUGGAAAAUUAAUCAGAGAAAAAAGGAAACUACAGAUUUAGCAGAUUAAAGAGCAGAGAUCGAAGUGGUAGAGUGACAAGAGUGACCUUCUAAUGUAUGCUAAAUUGAUGGCUGACUAUUUCACGUUUAUCAAUUCUAAGUAAAAUCAAGAUGAUACCAAUGUCGGAUAUAAGAAUGGUUUUGCUAGCUAUGAAAAGAGAUUGCAGCAAUUUUGCAAGGAUAAUAAACUGCAAGACAAGGCGAUGAAAGAAGUCCAUUUCUUGUGUCUUCAACUUUAACGUAUCUUUUUCUAGCAAGUAGAAGGAUUUGAGUCUAAUAAACAGUACAACCUAGCCUCAGACUAGAUUGCAAUGCCAACUUCAAGCGAAGAGUAGAUUCUCUAGCAAAUCAUAAUAUCUGGUCUUUGCGAGAAUCUAGCUAGGAAAUGCCCCUUAUUCGAUGCUAAAGGUAUUGAAAUUAAACAGACCAACAAGAUGAAGGCAGUCUAUGAGAGCUAAGAAUCUAAAGAGAAGCUAAGUCUGCACCCCUUCUCACCUUUAUACAAAGAGAAGCCAGAGUUCAUCGUAUAUCAGGAGAUAUAUGCUAUAGAGAGUCCAGAGACAGGUAAGAUGAAGUACUAUCUUAAGGGAGCGACUAAGAUUGAUAACCUCAACUGGAUGUAUAAUCUAUCAAGUCAUGUACUACUUUAAACAUCUAAGCCCAUUACUGAAGAAAACAACAAUUAGGCAAAUCAAAUUGACCUGAGAAUGGCUAAGGCAAUGCUUAUUAAGGAUAUUAAGUCGCAUGAUAAAAAGAGUCAGUAACAGUAGCUUUCCCAAUUGAUUUAGUACGAUUAAGACAAAGAUUAAGUGAUGGUAUAUGUUAGAGUCUACUAUGGAAACCAGAGAUGGCCAUUGAAUAUACAGUAGGUUGCUUUGUCUUCAAUCAAGGACACUAUAAAUGAAGAGGAGUACUACUCAUAUGUAGCAUAUAUGCUUUUGGAUGGCUAGAUGUUGGAUUAAUUAAGAGCUCUCAGGAAAUUCUUUAUUAGUGCACCUAAGGAAGUGCUGGAAAAAGGAAAUAUUUCUGCCAAAGUCAUAAAGAUUAUUGGACAGUUGAAGGCUUUUGAAAUUGAUAGUAGAGCUAAGAUUCAAACUAAGUGGGAGGAUAACCCAUAUUUCUUAAUGGAUUCCCUUAAUCUAUGGCUUAAUGAUGAGGGUAAGAAAUAGCUGAAGAAUGUCUGGAACACACUUUAAUGA